Ooceraea biroi (clonal raider ant) is the source of this 5805-nucleotide messenger RNA. Its product is annotated as dorsal root ganglia homeobox protein. The record is from RefSeq and is a predicted model, not a curated record. Lineage: Eukaryota; Metazoa; Arthropoda; Insecta; Hymenoptera; Formicidae. Gene Ontology annotation, cellular component: nucleus. Gene Ontology annotation, molecular function: sequence-specific double-stranded DNA binding; DNA-binding transcription factor activity, RNA polymerase II-specific. Gene Ontology annotation, biological process: regulation of transcription by RNA polymerase II.
GCUGCUCGACGGCUCAGUUGCUCAACGCCGCGACGACGACGCGGUUGCGCCACGACACGGCGAGACACGCGAGCCCUUCUCGCGCUGGGGACCAUCCCUUGAGGCCGACCUUCGCGCCACCCUCAUCAUCCUCGACGCCUCUUCGCGAUCACGAAGCCACGACCGGGUUGUUGACUGACGAAGGUUCGUCGCGCGCGUUUCGCCGGAGCCGCAUCCGGAAGUCCCGUGAUUCAAACGCCUCGAACAGACGUGAGAACCUUGUUUAUGACUUUGGGUCCCCGGAAAGUAAAGCCGGAGGGCGUUUCGUGACGCGAAAAUAAUCCAACUUGGUUUGAGAAUCAGCGCGAUGUCGAUCGAGGUUGAACCGUCGAUGGGCAGACACGCGACCGAAUGGACGCAAGUGCGGUAAGAACAUCCAGGAUGCGGAUGAUCGACGCGUGUAGAAGACACAUGCCGAUUGGCGUCUCCCAUCGAGGACACCGAUGAACAACGCCUCUAGGAGUUUCCGGAACGGCUUCCCCGUUCCUCAUUUUACUCGCGCGUUUUCCCGAGACGCGAUCACCGCGAUUUCGGUGCGUCAUUCCGGUCGAAGGGACCAGGCAGGAGCGAGGCAUUCGUCCUGAAAUUGUUCCUCCGGCCAAUCCGAGGGUCUUCUCCAAGAGAAAGAAGACGCAGCGGCAGCUGCCGCGGAGCAUCUCGCUGAAACUCGCGUACGCUUUCACGAGUGAAACUUAAUCGUGCGCAGCAAGCUGCCGGCGUGCGUUGUUUCAGUGUUCGUGUCGAGCAGAGGCAGAGCUUCGAGCCAUCGGGGGUCCCCUCGGGACUCGCGCGUACGCGCGCGGGCCAGUGUCGUGCAACGAGCAACGGACGGAGCAAUCUGUACCUGAUCACAACGAAACGUACAUUUCAACGAAGCGAACAAGGAGGACGCAGCGGCGAGUACGAGUUGACUCGCGCGUCGCGAUACGAGCAGAACCGAGCUGCACCCGCGCACUGUUUGAGCGCAAACGCAUCGUUCACGGUUGCCGACGGUCAGCGAACGUUAAUGAGGAAGGCCGGCCAGAUAUAUCUCACGUUUCCUUCAGCACAACGACGACUAAUCAAACGAAAUGGCACCCGCCAUCGCCGAGCACAUUGACGUGUCGCAGGUAUUCUGUUAAGGAUUUUCAGUCCCGAGUAUUCGAUGAUCACAAAUACGUGCGAAAUGCUCUGCUAAGGCUCUAUCUCAGCGUCGCACCUUUCCCAACGCUGCUCGCACGCAAUACGAUUGAGAACGAACGCUUGAACGGCCUCAGAGCGUACGAUUUAUAUAGCUCCCAAAUUCAACGCCAAUGACCGUCGGACGCUGACGGUAAGUCGAGACGGUGAUGUUAAGGCCUACCGGAUUUGAUAAUCGGUAUGCUAUAUUCAGCAAUUUUACCGUGAAAAUUGCAAUGGUAGUAAUACCGGAUUUGUAAGCUGGAUUAAGAAUCCUGCGAUAUUCUCUGGUUUCCGUGUUCGAGCCGAUCGGCUAGAUCCAGUUAGAAGAAGUAUAACAACGACGCCUUCUGAUCAAAUGUCUGAACAUCGUAGAUUAUAAAAUCUACGAAGACUGAACAACGAUCAUUCCGAGAGGUCUAAUCCUGUCAAACGAUCGAAAAGAAAUAGAAGGCGCUAGGUAAGCCUCGUGUCCUCGAAUGAUCCCUGAAGUUAGCCGGCGGUCUCACAUCCGCCCGCGGUAUCCUCCCCGUCGCUCGUCGGUUGCCGGCAAAUUUCGAGUCGCAGAUCGACGGUCGACGGCCACUCCGUUCCCGUGAACGUCGUGCGGCCGAGAAUGUUUUGAGCUCGCGUGAUCGCCGCGAUCAAGAACGGACACGAAGAUGCCGCAGCAGCAGCAGAGAUCGGCCUUCGCGAUCCAGGAGCUGUUGGGUUUGGAUGGGACCGGAAAUCGGAGCGGCGGGACCGAUCGCGGGUCCCCGCAGGGUUCCCCACCCGCCGGGGUCUCGGCUGUCUCCUACGCUCCAGCGGCGCCCCAUCACUCGAAAUUAUGGGACUACAUGCCCAGCCUGAAUCAUCUGAGCAAUCUGGGGAAUCUGGGAAAUCUGGGCAAUCUGGGCAAUCUCACGGCCUCGCGGAUGGCCUACCUGAACGCGCAGGCUGCCGUCGCGGCCGCCUUUCUGCCGCCACCCCAUCCCCAUCCAGCCCACCACGUACCGCACCAUCAGGUACAUCAAUCGGGUCAACUUCCGGCAUCGCCGCCCGGCGUCAACCUGCAUCCCGCCGCACAUGCGCAGCACGUACUUCCGGGCACGGCCGUCACUGCGAAUCAUCAUCAACAUAGUCCGACUCAACACACACCACCUCAUGGAUUUUCGCAGUCAAAAGGAUCAUUCCCGAAUGCGAGUCCAGGUGUCGGACACAAUAUAGAAUCGGGGAAGGACUUCACGGUAGACGGCCUCUCGGGUUUCAACAAGAAGAAGAAGAAGAAACGCCGUCAUAGCUCCAGGACGAUCUUCACGUCACAGCAGCUGGAGGCGCUGGAGGCAGCCUUCAAGGAGGCCCAUUAUCCUGACGUCUAUGCCCGCGAGAUGCUGAGCCUGAGAACCGAUCUGCCCGAGGACAGGAUACAGGUAUGGUUUCAAAAUCGGAGAGCGAAAUGGCGUAAGACGGAGAAAUGUUGGGGCAGAAGUACCAUUAUGGCAGAGUAUGGUUUGUAUGGAGCAAUGGUCCGACAUUCCUUACCACUUCCGGAAACGAUUUUGAGAAGCGCCAAGGAGAACGAAUCCGUUGCACCGUGGCUGCUAGCUCAAUCAUCUAAGACAAGCAGCUUUAAGCAAGAUUUCGAAUAUAAUCAAGAACUCAUUGACUGUGGACCUGUAGGGAUGCAUCGGAAAUCGAUCGAGGCAGCGGAGCAUCUGAAAUCUGGUGGCGAGGACAGUGGCAACGAUCAGAACGGAAGCGGAAGCAGUCCCCAUCAUAAUCAUCAUCAAGGAGGACCAACCAGUUCGGAGAGCGGACAGGAGAGUCAAGACGGUAUGGGACCUUCAUCAUCCACCAGCGUUGUGCAACAACAAGAUACGGAGCAACUCAGAAACGAAAGUAUCGCUUGCUUAAGGGCGAAGGCGCAGCAACAUCAGCUACAACUGAGCCUGCAACCGACGUCGGCACCGUCUAACGGAUCGUAUCCGCCGGCGCCACAGUCCAGUGCGCUGCACGCUGCCUCGGUUUAAUCGCGCCAACCGCAUGGACACUCUCCUCUGAAUUAGUUCCGCGUCCGAUAUAUAUUUUUGCUGCCGGCGCGGAAUCCCGCUCGGCGCGUGUCGCAGACAGACAAAGAUCGAUGGCGAUCCGAUCUUCGAUACGAGUGAUAUUUUUUUAAUGAGUAUCUUAUGGCUAGGACCCGCUCAAGAGGUUCGAGAUGACUCUCGCGAAAAGUUCUUGUGACGAGAAAGAGGUCCCGAGUGAUUAGCGAGUCUCGGCGAGAUCGCUGAACGCAAACUGAGAAACGUUCCUCCGCCGCCGUUGCCGCGUGCGCGAUUUAUUCACGGUGAUCGUGAAUGAAUGCACGAUGAGCGGAGUGAAGGCAAAAGGACGUAGAUACGUACCGAGCACAACGAAACAAACAUGGCGGGACUAGUAGUCGGUUGAGUAGACCGAUUCGCGCGAGCACGUUUUCCGGAAACUUGAGACGUUUCCGCGUGUCUCGCGCGAUAAUCGGGCAGGCCUAUGCGUUACGCAGAUUGGCACCUGAGUAAAUUCUCCGCAACGACUUGACGUACAAUGAUGCUUUAAAGGCGCUGGGAAGAAAAGGUCGGGAGGAGGACAAGAUUGGACGGCACGCCGUCGAUAGCGCCGGAACGAAUGAUGACACUAACUGUAAGCUUAAUUCUCAUCAACGAAAUAGUAGCCUACUGAUGACCGGUACAAUGAAGAAUUAUCGAUUGAGAGGAUCCCGCCGUCGACGAUCGCAAGGACGAAUUCUUCCAGCAAAGGGAAGGGAAUUGUUCCAAUGAAGGUCGCCGACGAAGGAGCGAGCGUAAAUUUCUUCUCCGAUUAAUCAGCAGAUCGUGAGCAAAUUGGAAAACUACCUAAUUAGCGACUAUAAUCGCUUUUAAUAGCGCAGCGUGUGUGUGCGUGUGCGUGAGUAUGGAUGCGUGCGAGGAAGAGAAAGAGAGACUGAGCGAAUAUAUGAAACGUCGGAGAUUACGUCAACCUGCAACGAAUGUCGAGCAACGCUAAACGAACGGUUAAAGAAAUAGAACGAGGAGAGAACGGAGCUCGUGGGACACUUAGAGCAAGAUAAUAACAGAUUAUACAUACGCAUACAUCGAAAGAACAAAAAACGGAAAGAAAACAAUCCCGAAGAAUUUUACAGUACGUACGUAAAGAACGUCCCGAAAAAAACUUACGUAUUUAAGACACCUGCAAAUCAUCGAAAGCGAAUAUAAUCACUAAACUCGCGUGUAUAUGAGAAAGGUAGCAUGUGUGUGCGUAUAUGUGUGUACGAGAGAGAGAGGGGAGGGAUAAAAGAGCAAAGGAGAGAGAGAGCAACAGAACGAGAGAGAGAAAGAAAAGAGGGAGAGAGCGAGAAGAAAACAUACAAGUCAAAGAUUUAUUAGCAAAGACUUCCUAUAUCCAAGUACUUAAGAGAGAAACGUAACUGUUGUCAAAUGUGCAAUAUAUCGGUAUAAGUUUUAGUUUGGUAAGAACAUUAUACUUUAGUAACACGGACACGUCUGUACGCGAGGCGAUCGUGACGGCGCCGGCGUCUCGUCGGGCGAUUAAAUGAACAAACGAAUUUUUGCAAUAUAUUAUACUUGCGUUCAUCGACGACCGCGCGAACUAGGAGUUCAUGGAGGAUGUCGGCCUUCUUCUUGCUUUCCGCGCGUCUCUUCUGCGAGCAAACUCGUCCGCGCGUCUUGCACCCUGUCGUCCCGGGACGCCCGCCCGCUCUGUAUAUAAAAAUAUAAAUAAAAAAACUAUAUAAAUAUAAAUAUAUAUAUAUAUAUAUACAAAAUAUAAAAAGAUGAAAUAAAAUUAAAUGUGGUUGCGAGAUACGCUAAGCCGGACGAAGCUCUUUUCGCGAGCUUGCGAGUUUGAGGGUUUGCGAGAGCUUUAGAGAGAGGAAGUAUAAUUAAGAGGUAUAAAUAUUUAAGCUUAAUAUUAUUAAAUCUUUGUGGAAUUGUAAAUCAAAUAAUAUGACAAUGCGAUUUUAACUUAUUUUUUCGACUAUUUGCUGUACUACUCUUCUUUUUAUUUACUCAUUUACUGAGAAUUUUUUAACUCUACUAUCCGCACGCAGUACGUUGCAUUUUGGAUCGUGUAAUAUGAUAAACAAAAUAGUAUUGAAGUUAUUACAAUUGUUAAAAUAAAACAACAUGAAAAAUGAUUAAGAUAGUUGUUUUUGCAAUGAUAAUUGCACAUGUGAUACGCGAAUAUGAUACUUUUAUAUGAUUUUCCGUAAGAGCGACGAUGUGGAUCGUCGAAUUUUGGCUUUCCCUCGAAUGAUAUUUUCGCGCGAAUCUUCGAUCGAGCGAAACGUUUCGUCUGGCUUAGGGCCACCAAGUUAUUACACGUAACGUAACAUGUUAUAAUUUAACAGACUCGAUCACAUGGAAAACGACGAAAUAACCACACGUUCUUUAGAAGAAGAAAAGAAGAAAAAGAGCAAAUCAAGAGUCAUAAUGAAAGUGAUAUCGCUGUUAUCACGAAAACGCACUUAACGGCGCGCUUCGGAUCUGCAGCGAAUUCUCUGUAUCCGAAUGCCCCCAACGCAUGCAUAGUAGUCGGCUAGUAUACGUAAUAAAUAAAGUUUCUGAACAAAUA